This is a messenger RNA of Knipowitschia caucasica, 1236 nucleotides long. The record is from the annotation of a GenBank genome assembly. NCBI's taxonomy places the organism in Eukaryota, Metazoa, Chordata, Actinopteri, Gobiiformes, Gobiidae.
AUGUUGUUGUUACAGGAUGUUGUUGGAGAAGACACAAAAACGGUGACUUUUUCCUUUUUAAACACCUCCGCCUCACCUCCUCCUCACCUCCUCCUCACCUCCUCCUCACCUCCUCCUCCCUCACCUCCUCCUCAGCUUCGCCUCACCUCCUCCUCAGCUCCUCCUCACCUCUCCCUCACCUCCGCCUCACCCCAGCCUCACCUCCUCCUCACCUCUCCCUCACCUCCGCCUCACCCCAGCCUCACCUCCUCCUCACCUCUCCCUCACCUCUCCCUCACCUCCUCCUCAGCUCCUCCCUCACCUCCUCCUCACCUCCUCCUCACCUCCUCCUCACCUCUCCCUCACCUCUCCCUCACCUCCUCCUCAGCUCCUCCCUCACCUCCUCCUCAGCUCCUCCUCACCUCUCCCUCACCUCUCCCUCACCUCCUCCUCACCUCCCCCUUAAACCCCUCUCUCCUCAGCUCCUCCUCACCUCCUCCUCACCUCUCCCUCACCUCCGCCUCACCUCCUCCUCACCUCCUCCUCACCUCCUCCUCACCUCUCCCUCACCUCCGCCUCACCCCAGCCUCACCUCCUCCUCACCUCCUCCUCACCUCCUCCUCACCUCUCCCUCACGUCCUCCUCACCUUCUCCUCACUCCUCCUCAGCUCCGCCUCACCUCCACCUCACUUCCUCCUCAGUUCCGCCUCACCUCCUCCUCAGCUCCUCCUCACCUCUCCCUCACCUCCUCCUCUCACUUCCGCCUCACCUCCUCCUCACCUCUCCCUCACCUCCUCCUCACCUCCUCACCUCUCCCUCACCUCUGCCUCACCCCAGCCUCACCUCCUCCUCAGCUCCGCCUCACCUCCUCCUCACCUCUCCCUCACCUCCUCCUCACCUCCUCACCUCUCCCUCACCUCCUCCUCACCUCCUCACCUCUCCCUCACCUCUGCCUCACUCCAGCCUCACCUCCUCCUCACCUCCACCUCACCUCCUCCUCACUCGUCCUCACCUCCCCAUCACCUCCUCCUCACCUCUCGUCCUCACCUCCCCCUCACCUCCUCCUCAGCUCCUUCUCACCUCCUCCUCACCUCCCCCUCACCUCCUCCUCCGCUCCUUCUCACCUCCACCUCACCUUCUCCUCACCUCCGCCUCACCUCCGCCUCCUCGGUCCUGUCUGCUCUCUGCGUUCCAGCCGCUGCCCCUCUGCCCCUCUUUCCACUGGGCUUGUUUACAGUAAGCAGGUUUGGGCCAUGA